Molecule: messenger RNA, 1702 nt
Organism: Aspergillus costaricaensis CBS 115574
Lineage: Eukaryota; Fungi; Ascomycota; Eurotiomycetes; Eurotiales; Aspergillaceae
Product: Set1-mediated histone H3-K4 methylation subunit Swd1
Exons: 5
Coding region: 166-1617 (483 amino acids)
Cellular component (GO): Set1C/COMPASS complex
Molecular function (GO): protein binding
Source: RefSeq, a predicted model, not a curated record
CGGCUUUAUUUCAUUAAAUCUGUGGCUAUUGACUACACUGGAUGUUUGCGCCCGAGCGAACCUCCCGGCCUUCUUCGCAGGCUGGGAACUUACCGCCUCUUUUGUCGUUUGACUUGCUGGCUUUGACUUGACGCUUGCCGAACCAUUCUGUGUGAAUCUAGCAUCAUGAAUUUGUCUCUUGUUGAUCCCUUUGUCCUAGCUCAGGAUUAUCCAGACACGUUGACGGAGAAGCUGAGAAGUGGACAUGCGACUUGUCUACGGUUUAAUCGCAAAGGAGACUAUCUGGCGUCUGGACGGGUUGAUGGAACAGUAGUCAUUUUUGAUGUGGAAACCAACGGGGUUGCGCGAAAGCUACGAGGUCAUACCAGGCAAAUUCAGUCAUUAAGUUGGUCAAGAGACGGCCGUUAUCUUCUGAGUUCUUCUCAGGACUGGAAAUGUAUUUUAUGGGAUUUGAAAGAUGGCUCCCGGGUCCGCACCGUCCGCUUCGAAGCACCCGUUUAUAUCGCAGAACUACACCCUUAUAACCACUUGCUCUUUGUAGCGUCUCUUUUCGAAGAUCAGCCUGUCCUCGUGGAUGUUUCGUUACCCAAGCCCGUCAAGCGCAUCCUUCCAUCCGCUCCAUUUCGCCCUCCGCCUCCAAAGAACGAAGAAAUCGACCCCGCCGUUGCUGCGAAACAAGCAGCUCAAGAUGCGAAACAUUCCACGUGCGUUACGAUCUUCACUGCUCUAGGAAACCAUAUUAUAGCGGGUACAUCUAAGGGUUGGAUCAAUAUUAUUGAGACACAAACCUGUACCACAAUACAUUCCACUCGGCUCUGCAAUGGUGUGGUGAUCUUACUUCGCCUAGCGAGUAACGGUCGGGAUCUACUAGUCAACAGCUCUGAUCGCGUUAUACGCACAAUACUCAUGCCGGAUCUCUCGCAACUGGGUAUCGAUCUGGAGCCUACCAACAUCAAACUCCAAGUGGAACAUAAGUUCCAAGAUGUGGUGAACCGUUUGAGUUGGAACCAUGUAGCAUUUUCUUCCACCGGGGAGUUUGUUACUGCGUCCACAUUCAUGAACCCUGACAUUUAUGUUUGGGAGCGGAGCCACGGCUCCCUGGUCAAGAUUUUGGAAGGCCCCCGCGAAGAACUAGGAGUGGUUGAGUGGCACCCUAGCCGUCCGAUGGUGGUUGCCUGUGGCUUAGAAUCUGGAUGCAUCUAUACUUGGUCGAUUGUGACGCCUCAGAAAUGGUCAGCCCUGGCCCCUGACUUCGGUGAGGUCGAAGAGAACGUCGAGUAUGUUGAGCGUGAAGAUGAAUUCGAUAUCCACCCGGCAGAGGAAAUUCACCAGCGCCGUUUAGACCAGGAAGACGAAGUCCCCGACGUUCUCACAAUCGAAGUAAACAAAGACGGCGCGGAUGAGGAUAGUGUUACCUCAUUUCGCAUGCCAGUCCUUCUUGAUAUUUCGGACAGUGAAAGCGAGGAUGAUAUCAUCGCGGUUGGACCCGGGACGAUGAGGAGACGUAGUCCAGGCACAGCGCGAGACCGAACGAAUGCCAACGGGGAUGGGGAGAAGGACAGUGUAAGUGGCGGUAGAAACGGCAGCACACGAGGUCAGAAGGGUCGGCGGCGCUAAGUUGUACUUGUGGCUAACACACUGCGUUUUCUCACUGUUAUGAGUGUUGCUUCUGUCUUACUUUGCGAGUCAUCUAUUGGGUCAU